AUGGUUGUCUACUCAUUCCACAUCUUCGACCGACACACCGAGUGCGUCUACUCAAAGUCAUGGCUACCAUCGUCUGCAGGCUCCGAAGUCGCCGCACCCACGACAUCCUCCGACGACGCAAAACUCCUAUUCGGAACCGUCUUCUCCCUGCGCAAUAUGGUUCGCAAACUCGGUGGUGAUGACGACGCAUUCAUCAGCUAUCGGACCGCCCAGUACAAGCUUCACUUUUACGAGACACCUGCGAACCUGAGAUUCGUUAUCUUGACCGACACAGCAACGUUGAGCAUGCGCAAUGUACUACAUCAAAUAUACAUUAACCUAUGGGUUGAAUAUGUGGUCAAAAAUCCUUUGGCGCCAGUAGAGCACAAGAAGGGCGAAGGUGUCAAGAACGAGCUCUUUGAACUCGGCCUCGAUCAGUUCAUCAGGGGCUUAAUGUGA
Molecule: messenger RNA, 438 nt
Organism: Fusarium pseudograminearum CS3096
Lineage: Eukaryota; Fungi; Ascomycota; Sordariomycetes; Hypocreales; Nectriaceae
Exons: 3
Coding region: 1-438 (145 amino acids)
Biological process (GO): endoplasmic reticulum to Golgi vesicle-mediated transport
Cellular component (GO): TRAPP complex
Source: RefSeq, a predicted model, not a curated record